Molecule: messenger RNA, 8833 nt
Organism: Peromyscus californicus insignis
Lineage: Eukaryota; Metazoa; Chordata; Mammalia; Rodentia; Cricetidae
Gene: Grik3
Product: glutamate ionotropic receptor kainate type subunit 3
Exons: 16
Coding region: 109-2868 (919 amino acids)
Biological process (GO): synaptic transmission, glutamatergic; modulation of chemical synaptic transmission; monoatomic ion transport
Cellular component (GO): postsynaptic membrane; plasma membrane; presynaptic membrane
Molecular function (GO): kainate selective glutamate receptor activity; transmitter-gated monoatomic ion channel activity involved in regulation of postsynaptic membrane potential
Source: RefSeq, a predicted model, not a curated record
GGCUGGGCCAGGCGGCGCCUCGGGGGCUGCUGCGCGCCCGCGCCUAGAGCUGCCGCCCCAGGGAGCCCGCCACGGCCGCGCCCCGGGCACGCUCGGUGGCGCCCAACGAUGACCGCUCCCUGGCGGCGCCUCCGGAGUCUGGUUUGGGAAUACUGGGCCGGGCUCCUCGUGUGCGCCUUCUGGAUCCCAGACUCGCGCGGGAUGCCCCACGUCAUCCGGAUCGGAGGAAUCUUUGAGUAUGCGGACGGCCCCAACGCCCAGGUCAUGAACGCCGAGGAGCAUGCCUUUCGAUUUUCUGCCAACAUCAUCAACAGGAACAGGACUCUGCUGCCCAACACAACCUUGACUUACGACAUUCAAAGGAUUCAUUUCCACGACAGCUUUGAGGCAACCAAGAAAGCCUGUGACCAGUUGGCACUGGGUGUGGUAGCCAUCUUCGGACCAUCACAGGGUUCCUGCACCAAUGCUGUCCAGUCCAUCUGCAACGCCUUGGAGGUGCCCCACAUCCAACUUCGCUGGAAGCACCACCCCCUGGACAACAAAGACACCUUCUAUGUGAACCUCUACCCCGACUACGCCUCUCUCAGCCAUGCCAUCCUCGACUUGGUCCAGUCCCUCAAGUGGCGGUCAGCAACCGUGGUCUAUGAUGACAGUACAGGUCUCAUCCGGCUGCAGGAGCUCAUCAUGGCCCCAUCCAGGUACAACAUUCGCCUGAAGAUCCGCCAGCUCCCCAUCGACUCGGAUGACUCACGGCCCUUGCUCAAGGAGAUGAAGCGGGGCCGGGAGUUCCGCAUCAUCUUUGAUUGCAGCCACACCAUGGCAGCCCAGAUCCUCAAGCAGGCCAUGGCUAUGGGCAUGAUGACCGAGUACUACCACUUCAUCUUUACCACUCUGGAUCUCUACGCACUAGACCUGGAACCCUACCGCUACUCAGGGGUGAACCUGACUGGGUUCCGCAUACUCAACGUGGACAACCCCCAUGUCUCAGCCAUUGUGGAGAAGUGGUCCAUGGAGCGGCUCCAGGCAGCUCCCCGGGCGGAGUCUGGCCUGUUGGAUGGAGUGAUGAUGACUGACGCAGCCCUGCUCUACGAUGCCGUCCACAUCGUGUCUGUGUGCUACCAGCGAGCACCGCAGAUGACCGUGAACUCCUUGCAAUGCCAUCGGCACAAGGCCUGGCGCUUUGGUGGCCGCUUCAUGAACUUCAUCAAGGAGGCUCAAUGGGAAGGAUUAACUGGACGGAUUGUUUUCAACAAAACCAGUGGUUUGCGGACUGAUUUUGAUCUGGACAUCAUCAGCCUGAAGGAAGAUGGCCUGGAGAAGGUUGGGGUGUGGAGUCCAGCUGACGGUCUCAACAUCACUGAGGUUGCCAAAGGCCGAGGUCCUAAUGUCACCGACUCUCUGACCAACAGGUCGCUCAUUGUCACCACUGUGCUGGAGGAGCCCUUUGUCAUGUUCCGCAAGUCCGAUAGGACCCUUUACGGCAAUGACCGCUUUGAGGGCUACUGCAUCGACUUGCUCAAGGAGCUGGCGCACAUCCUGGGCUUCUCCUAUGAGAUCCGGCUGGUGGAAGAUGGCAAGUACGGGGCCCAGGACGACAAGGGCCAGUGGAACGGCAUGGUCAAGGAGCUCAUUGACCACAAAGCAGACCUGGCCGUGGCUCCCCUAACCAUCACCCAUGUCCGAGAGAAGGCCAUCGACUUCUCUAAGCCUUUCAUGACCCUCGGAGUGAGCAUCUUAUAUCGCAAGCCCAACGGCACCAACCCCAGUGUCUUCUCCUUCCUCAACCCUCUUUCCCCGGACAUCUGGAUGUACGUGCUCCUCGCCUACCUGGGUGUCAGCUGUGUUCUCUUUGUUAUCGCCAGAUUCAGCCCUUACGAGUGGUAUGAUGCCCACCCUUGCAACCCCGGCUCCGAGGUGGUGGAGAAUAACUUCACACUGCUCAACAGCUUCUGGUUUGGAAUGGGCUCCCUCAUGCAACAAGGCUCUGAACUGAUGCCCAAAGCUCUGUCUACCCGAAUCAUUGGUGGCAUCUGGUGGUUCUUCACACUCAUUAUCAUUUCGUCCUACACGGCCAACCUGGCUGCCUUCCUGACCGUGGAGCGCAUGGAAUCGCCUAUCGACUCUGCUGAUGACCUGGCCAAGCAGACCAAAAUUGAAUAUGGUGCUGUCAAGGAUGGGGCCACCAUGACCUUCUUCAAGAAAUCCAAGAUCUCUACCUUCGAGAAGAUGUGGGCCUUCAUGAGCAGCAAGCCCUCGGCACUGGUAAAAAACAAUGAGGAGGGGAUCCAGCGGACGCUCACAGCUGACUACGCUCUGCUCAUGGAGUCCACUACCAUAGAGUACAUCACACAGAGGAACUGCAACCUCACCCAGAUCGGUGGCCUCAUUGACUCCAAGGGCUAUGGCAUCGGCACACCCAUGGGCUCCCCCUACCGGGACAAAAUCACCAUCGCCAUUCUGCAGCUGCAGGAAGAGGACAAGCUUCACAUCAUGAAGGAGAAGUGGUGGCGAGGCAGUGGGUGUCCUGAGGAGGAGAACAAGGAGGCCAGCGCACUGGGCAUCCAGAAGAUCGGCGGCAUCUUCAUCGUCCUGGCUGCCGGCUUAGUCCUGUCCGUGUUGGUGGCAGUGGGCGAGUUUAUAUAUAAACUCCGCAAGACAGCGGAGCGGGAGCAGCGCUCCUUCUGCAGCACAGUAGCCGAUGAGAUCCGCUUCUCCCUCACCUGCCAGCGCCGUCUCAAGCACAAGCCGCAGCCUCCUAUGAUGGUCAAGACGGAUGCGGUCAUCAACAUGCACACGUUUAAUGACCGCAGACUUCCAGGCAAGGAUAGCAUGAGCUGCAGCACUUCGCUAGCCCCUGUCUUCCCCUAGACGUGGGUGCGGCGGGGACGUCAGGCCUGGUCCACGCAGAGGAAAGCAAAGGAGACCGGAAGGGACAUCCUCAUCUCAUGCUGGCCUUGGGAAUGGAGCUGCUGCCUGCAUCCAGCUGUGUGUGGACCAUCAGCUCUUACCUACCAGGAAACCAGUGGGCCCUAGGCCAGCUGCUUGGGCUUCAUCUCCUCUUGUCUUUUCUGUGGCUUUCUAAAGCUGUGAAGGCCAGCGGAAGCACAUGCCUCUCAGGCUCCACUCGCCACCCCUCUCUUCUCCAUAGCCAGGUAUUUCUGCCAUGGCUCUGCGAGGCCUCAGAAGAUAGCUCUUAUACUCUCUUCCUUUCCCUCAAGCCUGGGACCUUCUAGCACGCAGCCAUGAGAGCAGAGACUCCAACUUUGAACACCUUAAGGAUGUUCUAAUGAGGCUGCCAGUGGGAGCCCAAAGGCAGCCAUCCAUCCAUACAUGAACAGAAGCAAGGCUUCAGCUUUUAAGGGCUGUUCACCUGGGUCUGGUCUUCUCAACCUGGCUUCACCCACAGCAGCCGCUUGGCAACAUGGAAAGCAGUGUGGAAAGGAGGAGUUUGGUAUAGGAGAAGGAGAGCGCACAGACGGAGGCUGCAGUCUCAGAUGCUUAAGUCCAGUGUCCCAAGGCACGGGUGUUUAGGAAGUCUCCGAGAAUGGGAAUGAGGUAGCAACCACAGCAAAUUCUUCUCCACUUCUGAAAGAGAGAAGAGAAGACACCCUCUCUCAUAAGGAGUGUCCAAAGACUCAAUUGGAAGGUCAGCCGAAGAAAAACGGAUACUAUGAAAAUCCCAAAGGCCCUUGAUCUAAUAGACCGACUUGGCGGGUAAACAAGCCAGCAUUCAGGAACCCUGGGUUUUCCACCGUCUGUUCAUUGGCCAGUCCCUGUCCCGCCCAUUUGAAUUUGGCCUCCCUCUGUCAUCCCGAAAAGAGAAGAGCAGCCUCAACUGACAAGAGGGGUUGGUGUCCCCCUGCGCAGACAAACUUUGGGGUAGGUGGGAGGAGCCAGAGGGGACCUAAAGAACCUUCUGGGCAUGCCCAAUCUAAAGCGCCCCCUAGAGAAAGAAAGCUUUCAGGGGUGGAAUAUGAGACCUCCAGAGGCCCCCAGGCUGGGGAGGGAGAAGCUGCCUCCUGGAAAAUUAACCAAAGACCCAACACAGAGAUUCAAGGCCAUCCUGGCCCCUAGUCUCUUUUCUGGAGCAGCUAUGGUCUGAGGGGAUUUGGGGGAGAAGAGAAGAAGCAGAGGAGAAGCCAGGGAGGGGACAGCCAAAGGGGUGAGUAGAUGACCUGUGGUUCCCACUCUGGAGGUUUGAAACUAUAAAAGUCUUAGGAAAGAUUCAGCUGUGAGGGGUUAGGCAAAAAGUGUCCUUACAGAGAGCAUGACAGGGCCAUCAGGGCCCCCACAGCUAAGGGUGGAAGUUGAUCUCUGAUGAGGGACCAGGGUGGGCAACAUGGGCUGAGAACUGGGGGACUCUAGUCCCACACUCCCCCACUUUCCUGGUGCUGCCAGGCCUGGAUGAGCUACAGCUAGAUCUCAAGAGCCCUCUCAGCAGAGGUGAAGGAACCCCUUCAGCCAAGCACCCUUCCUCACUGGCAUGGGUGAUUAAUCCCAUCAUGCUGGUUCUCGGGAGCUCUGGCUGUUUGUCUGCACGGGAGGGUGGGAGGAGAGACUUGCAGCCAAGCCCAGUGCAUGAAAUGAUAGGAAAAGCCGUGCCGGCAGGAGGGAGGAGCGUGCACAUGUCUGUGUGUUUAACUUUGUAUGUAUGAGUUUCGGGGGCUGAUGAUGAAGGACAGACAUGAUGGAUAUAUAACAUAGUCCAUAGCAGGCAAUAAUAGGGGCCUCCUUUGGGACGUGUGUGUGUGUGUGUGUACGUGAGUGAAAUGGGGAGGAAGGAGCCCAAUCAGGACCAGCAACGGAGCCUCAUCUAUGUAAAAACAGGAGAAGCCAUGUUGAGAUGGGGUUCUGAUGAAUAUAUGGAUGGAUGCAAGUGUGCAUGAAUUUGUGUGUGUGUGUGUGUGCAUGUACAGUCGCGCGCACACACACACAUAUGCACACAUCUGUGUACUGAAUGACAGAGGAUGGGGAGCAGGAUACAUACAACCUGCAGCAUAGCCAAAUAUAUGUAAAAGGAGAAGCCAUGUCAUCAGAGGUCCUUGUAUGAGUGUGCACACACACACACACACACACACACACACAGGUGUGUGGGCUUGUGUGCCCUGAAGACAGCAGGGGAGGUCAAACGAGACUGCUGUGCCCUGUGGAUAUGUGCUGUGCAGGAGGAGUCGUGUGAAAAUGGAGUGUGUGUGUGUGUGUGUGUAUGUGUGUGUGUGUGUGUGUGUGUGCUUGCUCAUACCCAUGCAUGUGCAGAGGUGUACCUAAAUUCCAGUUCACAUCAUGAGUUGAGGCAGCAGAGCAAUCAGUAAGGCAGGACACCAGGGUUUGUUUGCAUGUCUAUUGUAGGAGGGAUCAUUUGCCACAGCUUUCCUGAGCCUCCGUGGGAAAGUGUGCAGGGACUUUCGGGGCUCACAGCUGGUGACUCCUUUGCUGUUGGUGGUAUCCUGUUGGAAGGGAAAACAUUCCCUUUUUCUUUUCUUUCUUUCUUUCUUCCUUUCUUUUUUUUUUUUUAAACCAACCCUGCUGUCAGGAUUCUAAUGAAACCAUUCUCCAGUCUGUUCUCAUCCACUGUGUUCAUUAACCCCUGUCUUAUGUUGUCCGAUACAGUUUUAUAACACACACCCACAUCCGUGUUCAUAUCACACAUGUGCUUUUGUGCAUGACACGGCAGAUGUGUCAUGUUCUUCUGAGGCUAUGCACAUACGUAGACUGUGAUGGGAAAAGGAACGGGACACGGUGGGAAGGAUGUUCAUGAAGGUAAUGAAGCGUGAGGGUGAUGGCACUGGGUUGGUUUAUAGACUCCUAGGAGUAAGAGGGGCGGCAGGCUGCAGGAUCUCCCCUUCCGCUCGAGCCUUACGUCCAGAAGUGUGGCUAACGCCUGCCCUCUGGCUGAAGCCCUGUGUUUGUCCUAGAGACCAGCCCAGUGCCAAGCACCCUGGAGACCACUCUGCCCAGCUGAGCUGUGUCUCUCUCAGGGUAGGGAUGGAAGUCAAGAAGGAGGCAGAUCAAGUGGAAACCUGUCCCAACCCCCUAAGGGGUGCACAGAGCUGGGGCUGGAGCACACAGAGGCACUAAAGAACUAUGGGAAACACCAAAACCGGUUUGGAUGGAGCAAAUGGGGUAUACCUAAGCAGGUGCCGGCUGGUUGUCUCUGUCUGAACCUACAGUCCAGCCCUGAAUGGAAGAGCACCUCAUGCCACCAUGUCUGGGCCUGAGCUCCAUCUGUUUGUUCUAGCCCAGUGGAGAGGCAGCACCUACCUUGUCCAGGCCGUGGGGGCUAUUAUACAGUGAGCCUCCUUCUGCAGGUACCAUGACCUACAUCCAGUUUCUCUGCUAUGGACAGAUGAUGAAACCUGAGCACUCUGGGUGCUCAGGUGGCUCCCGUCUGGAGGCAUCUUUCGAGAGGGGAAAAUGAGGUGUUGGCCAGUGUGCUACACUUAGAGUCCCUGAGGUAGGAGAUUGUCCCUACCCAUCCUGGACUGCAUCUCAGCAGGAAGAGCACUUCCUGGGUCCUGCCCUUGUAGCAUGCAAUGGGGGAGGGGUGAACAGAUUAAAUAUAUCCAUGGGGGAGCAGAAGUCAGACUGGGCCCACAGUCCCCAAGUAUCGUCUGUCCCUCCCUACCUUUCUUUCUGGUCCAGGGAGGGCUGAAGGUGGGAUGCAGCUGCGGCUGCUUCAUGCUGCAUGAGGUCAUGCCACACACACACUCCAGAGACAUUCCCUACUGUAGGCACCAGCAUCUGAACAUGACAGCUCCAUGGUCCACCUCUGGAAUUGCCCUGCGUAUAUGCCCAUCUGGAAGGGCCCUCAUGUCAUGGACAAAGAACUGUAUGGCAUUAACAACUGGAACCCACCCAGCCCAGUGGACAGAUUCGAGAAUUGGGCCCAGCCCUGUGGGCAGGUCUUUAAGUAAGAUAUAUCUGGACAUCCCAGGUUGUUGGGGCAGGGUGCACAUCUGGAAUAGGCCUAGCCACUUGCCGCAGUGGAAGGGGCCUUGCCCUCUGUCUCCAUGUUCUGGAGUUGAAAUUUUAGAGCUGAGGUAUAUGUGAAGUCACAGAACUGUUUUAGGUAGAAGGCUAAUGUUCUGUACAAUAUAUAUAUGAAUGUAAAAUAUAUAUAUAUGCUUAUAUAUAUAUGCACAGUGUAUAUAUGACCCACAACCCCUGUGUAUACAACCCUUCCCUGCACGUCUGCACACAGUGUACAGAACCCAGCCAGUAUGGGUGGGGACCCAGUGAGAGAUGGGGGCUGCAGCAGAAAAGUCAGGUCUACUUAUACAGCCCUCUGGAACAGGCCUUGCCAGCAUCAGUAUUAUAGACCAUGGCAAAGAGGGCAGACUAGUGUGGAGCUGGCAGGUGAAUUGGGGAAGGGGCAGCCAUGGGUGAGAGUCUCCACCUGGGAGUCUCUAAGGCAGGGCAGUGGGCAUGUCUGGGGAACAUGGGCCUUGGGCCUUUGGGUCCUUGAUCCUGAGCCAGCAUCACAGUCGAGCCUCAGUAUCUAGUGCUAGGGAGAAGGGUGAGGAAAGAGGGGUCCGUGCCCCAGGCCUACCCUUACACCUGCCUACAGAACGGCCUGGAAGGUGUCAGGCUGCAUCUGAAACAUCCUAGGUGUCAGAGGACCCUGGGUGGCCGAGGCCUCAUGUAUGCAAGUUACCCACAGCUCACGGCUAGAGUGAGUCUCUUUUGAAGAGAAAGGCCCGAGGGCACUGCUGACAUGCCCAUUCAGCACCCUGAUAACCCAGUUAUGGAUCUGGCUCUCAUUCUCCUGCCUUCUAGAAUAACGGUCCUCAAAUCACCCCAUAGUUUUCUGUUUUAGUUUUCUAGACCAAAAUUCUGAGGCCUCCCAGUGGAAGGAAGAACUGUAGAUUCAGUAGUUAGAGGGUAGCCAAGAGGCUGCCCCCUUCAUUCUGACACAGUACCAGAUGUGAGGGAAUUAUCAAGGAACCAGAGAGACGGGAGAUGAGAGAUUCAAGAAGGCGACGCCUGACCUUGCACAGCCCCUUACUGUCUGCCGGUCCUUCUCUCUGUUGCUUCUUCCAAAAGAGGGCAGCUGGCAGCGAGCCCUUGACAGGCAGGCCACAGACCUCUGUCCCUGCCUCACCUGGAUCUGUCUAUUGCCAGUAAUUUGAGGCCUUCAGCCCCUUCCUGGGUCCAAGCAUCGGCGCUAGAGUGUGCUGGGGAGAGGAGACCUGGGUUUUGCUUCUGUGUGGUCUGCAGCCUGCCCUCUGCUUCAGCCCCAGCCCUCAGGCCACCUGCACUUAAAGGCCAGGCCCGCUCCUGCAGCCAUGGCCAAGCGCAUCUAAAUCCAGCCGCUGAGGAGGGUCCUGACCUGGCUCCAUAGAGACCAGAGGCUCCAGGAGCCCUCACGCCACUGUGCUCUGAAACCCCAGCCCAUUCCUGCCUGGGCUGACUUCCUGGCUGGGCCUCCGUGGUGGGGACCUCAGCUCCCAACUCCUGGGCUGAGCCCCUAGACAGCACCAUGGGACUCCAAGAGCCCUGGCCUGUCCCACUACCCAGACCAGAGUGCCUGGACGCCCCCACCCCCACCUCCCACUCAACAAGGUUCCCACACACUGGUCUCUGGGCCAUUCAGGGGGUGCCCUUUGUGGACAUGCAGAAUUUCUAUGAAUAUAGUUUUUUGUAAACAUUUUGUAACAAUUUGGGUUUCAUAGUAACUGUGUUACUUGCCAAUCAUUCUAAGCUGAUGUAAAUAAAUUUCCAAACAAAUCUGAUUAUUUUCCUUUUUAAGACACUGUGAUAUAUCAAAAGUGCACAGUUUGCUGUAUGAAGUAAUAUGGUUUUAAAUUUUAAAUAAAUGUUUUUAGAAAAUGGG